Ochotona princeps (American pika) is the source of this 1279-nucleotide messenger RNA. It is a transcript of the gene TCTA, whose product is annotated as T cell leukemia translocation altered. Lineage: Eukaryota; Metazoa; Chordata; Mammalia; Lagomorpha; Ochotonidae. The transcript is spliced from 3 exons. Bases 257 to 577 code for a protein of 106 amino acids. The record is from RefSeq and is a predicted model, not a curated record.
CUAUAAAAGACCCGGUUGCUAUUUUAUACUCCCGGAGUCGCUUAUGCUUGAGGGGAUUAGGGUGGGGCUAGGUGCGCAUGCGCUGUGCUCCUACUCCGCCCCAAACUGCCAACUCUUCGCCCCAGCGAGGUAGGGCCCCCGCCCUGCCUGGUUUGACGCGUGCGCAGUCACGGAGCCUGGCUCCAGAAAACCACCUGCGCCUGCGCGGUGAGGACUACGGUGACAGUACCCCGGGGUGGGGCGCGGCGAGGCAAUCAUGGCGGAGUCUUGGACUGGACAGUCUUUGCAGGCUCUGCCGGCCACGGUGCUGAGCGCUCUGGGCGCCCUGGGCAGCGAGUUCCUGCGGGAGUGGGAGGCUCAGGACAUGCGGGUGACCCUCUUCAAAGUGCUGCUGCUGUGGUUGGUGUUAAGUCUCCUGGGCAUCCAGCUGGCGUGGGGUUUCUACGGGAACACGGUGACCGGGUUGUAUCACCGCCCAGGUCUAGGCGGCCAGAACGGAUCCACCCCUGAUGGCUCCACACAUUUCCCUGCUUGGGAAACGGCAGCCAAUGAACCUCUCAAAACCCAUAGAGAAUAAGGCCAAGCAAAGAGGUCUCCAGGAUACAGGCCUGGGUCCACUGGUGCCUGUAGCAACUCCUGCAAUUUCCCAGAUACAAGGGGCAACAUAGAAUGCUCAACCUUGACACCAGGAGCGCCCAGGAAUGCAGGGCUGGGCCUCCACUGCCCCUGACCCGGCCUCCAACAGCCCUAGGCACUGGGCAAGGGAAGAGGUACCUUAAAGAGACGAGGCGUGUUUGUUUUCUCCAGGGUCAGAGCACCAGGAGCCACUGCCUUUGGGUUGAGGAGGCCAACAGAGACUUUUUUCCGUCUAGGCUCUUCCCUGUCCCUCUUCUCAUUCCACCGAGAUGUGGCCCCACAAAUAUUUGUCCCUCUGAGAGGAAAUCUGAUUGAUUAACUCAGACUUCUAAGGGAAGACUAUUCUCCCCUAAACCCUGUGUUUUCUGGAUUUUUUUGUUUGGAUUGGCAAGGAACCAGGAAGUCCUGCCCUAGACUAGGACUUCUAUUCUGUGGUUAUUCAUCUGGCCAUUCAGGUAUAAAGUGAUGUGUCCUGGCCCAACUGGAGUUCUCCGCUGUGUGAGCCAGGCAAUAGAAGUAGUCAUAUCCUGACUGUCCCAGUCAUAGUUCUUUGUUCUUCUUGUGGGUGUGGGGAAGUCUGGGUACCGCCCACUAGUUGAGCCCCUGGGGUGAUGACCUGCCCUCUCUGCUUCAGUGCCCCUGG